Molecule: messenger RNA, 654 nt
Organism: Salvelinus fontinalis (brook trout)
Lineage: Eukaryota; Metazoa; Chordata; Actinopteri; Salmoniformes; Salmonidae
Product: coiled-coil domain-containing protein 28B-like
Exons: 5
Coding region: 1-654 (217 amino acids)
Source: RefSeq, a predicted model, not a curated record
AUGGAGGACAAUCGCAACAAGUGGAGCCCCAAAGUGUUUCUCCCCCAGCCCCCUCCUCCCCCGGUAAACCCCCGCAAGCUCUGUCCUCCCCUCCAGCCACAUUCUCCAUUAGCCUCCCCCCAACCCCCUCUCCCCAAAAAACAGAGGCAAGCUCAAGAGGUCCUUCAGAGUAGCAGGACUGUCAAAUAUGUGGUCAUAGCAGCUACACCAAAGACAACAAGAUUUGGAACAGUCAAAAUGCCCAAUAAGGAGAAGGCCAUGGCUCCCCAGCCAGCAGGGCCCAGUAAGUUGGCCCAGUACUCUACACUGCAGCACUCCUUCCUUACGGACGUCUCUGAUGUGAGAGAGAUGGAGGGAGGCCUCCUCAACCUGCUCAAUGACUUCCACUCCAUAAAAUUGCAGGCUUUUGGGAAGGUGUGCUCCUUUGAGCAACUGGAGCACAUGCGUGAAAUGCAAGAGAAGCUUGCAAGGCUACAUUUCAGUCUGGACAGCCAUGUGCAGGAGAUGUUAGAGGACCAGCAGAAGUGUGCCUCCGACCACAACCUGGAGCACCUGCUCUGCAACAUAAGCACCACUAUGGAACAACUCAGCAGCUCAAUACAAAAACUACACCUGGCUAAAAACCAGGACCUUCCCAAGACGUCUGGACGUUGA